Molecule: messenger RNA, 666 nt
Organism: Aspergillus terreus NIH2624
Lineage: Eukaryota; Fungi; Ascomycota; Eurotiomycetes; Eurotiales; Aspergillaceae
Product: fungal specific transcription factor domain-containing protein
Exons: 1
Coding region: 1-666 (221 amino acids)
Source: RefSeq, a predicted model, not a curated record
AUGGAGGAGGCGAUGAGCAACCAGACUUCUUCACAGCGUAUGGAGGCCGCGGAAUCUCUCCUCCAUCGGCAUGCAGAAUCUAUAGAGACCCUCAACCAACAGAUUCACCUACUUUCUGAUUCGAUUUUCUCGGCUAACCCUAUGCACAAGACGCCUAGUGCACACCUCUCGCUAUGUCCAUCUCCGGGCCUAGGAAGCAUCUCCAGUGGGGAGAGGAAUGGCACGCAGGUUAAAUCAACCAGCCAACACAGCAAUGAUGCUUUUCCUCCCAUUACCAUCCCCAUCGGCCAUCAGACAAGUACUAGUGAUCUCCUCAGGUCGCCACUAGUUGGCCGCUUGGCGGGCUGGUACCCGGAUGGGUUUUUUCUUAAGAUUGAGGAACAGCGGCAUCGAUCGUCUUUUGCUAUUACCAUACCGCUUUCCAUGAAUGAACCACUGCAGUCGGACUUCCAUGUUGAUAGAUCUACAGCAGAUGGCUAUCUUGAAAGCUUUUUCGACUCCGUGCAUCCGUUCCAUCCGUUCCUCGAUAAAGACGAGCUGCUAAGUCAGUACGAAGACACUAUGGCACGAGGGUUUCGCUCUGAUGCCCAGUCUACUCUGAUCAUAUCUCUUCUGGCUUUAGGGGCCACGGCGUCUGAUCCUAUAGAUUUGGGUACGACAUCCUAA